Messenger RNA from Zingiber officinale, 618 nucleotides. RefSeq names its product MYB-like transcription factor EOBII. Bases 1 to 618 code for a protein of 205 amino acids. The record is from RefSeq and is a predicted model, not a curated record. The transcript is spliced from 2 exons. Gene Ontology annotation, biological process: regulation of DNA-templated transcription. NCBI's taxonomy places the organism in Eukaryota, Viridiplantae, Streptophyta, Magnoliopsida, Zingiberales, Zingiberaceae. Gene Ontology annotation, cellular component: nucleus. Gene Ontology annotation, molecular function: sequence-specific DNA binding; DNA-binding transcription factor activity.
AUGGAAGGAGAGGGCAGCGUCGCCAGCAACAAGCUGAUCAACGACAGCAACCAAGAGGCUGAAGUGAGGAAAGGGCCAUGGACCAUGGAGGAAGACCUCAUCCUGAUCAACUACAUCUCCAACCACGGCGAGGGCGUCUGGAAUAACCUCGCCCGUUCUGCAGGUUUGAACCGGACGGGGAAGAGUUGCCGGCUCCGGUGGUUGAACUACCUGCGCCCCGACGUCCGACGGGGCAACAUCACGCAGCAGGAGCAGCUCCUAAUCAUGGACCUCCACGCCCGGUGGGGCAACAGGUGGUCGAAAAUCGCACGCCAACUGCCCGGGAGGACGGACAACGAGAUAAAGAACUACUGGAGAACCCGAAUCCAGAAGCGCGCGAAACAGAGCGAGCCGAUGGACUUCCGGAGCAACGUCGAGGCGUGUCCCGGCAGCAGCCACGAUGACGGAGUGAAUGACCAGCUCAGCCACCCCGCCGAGGAACAGAGCAUCGUCAGCGGCGGCGGCGGCGGCGGCAUUCAACUGCCUCAGUUCCCCUGCGCCGAAUUCACCGAACACAUCUGGACCUUGGAGGACCUAUGGCUCAUGCAAUCCGCCGCCGAUGACUAUUAUAUGAUAUAA